Molecule: messenger RNA, 1804 nt
Organism: Labrus mixtus (cuckoo wrasse)
Lineage: Eukaryota; Metazoa; Chordata; Actinopteri; Labriformes; Labridae
Product: clathrin heavy chain linker domain-containing protein 1-like
Exons: 11
Coding region: 15-1757 (580 amino acids)
Source: RefSeq, a predicted model, not a curated record
UGUAAAAAACAAAAAUGUGUGAGCCAAAAAACAGUUCUUACUUAGGUAAAAAUGAAGGACAUACAACACCCGACGUUUUGAUAGCGGGUAGAGAUGAAAGUUUCUUUCAGUCUCUAUUUGAGUUUAUUAAACACGAGAAACAGUACCUGCAGUGUCCACUAGAGGGCCCGGACGAACUUCACUACAUCAUCUACCGCUCUGUGUUCAAUAAGGUAAUUAGACGAGCGACAGCCUACAAAAGACUUCUGCUAACUAUAAAAGGGGAGUAUGAUGAUGUCAUCAGGGAGCUGCAGAGGAGGGAGGAUGAGGCCAUGGAGGAUCAACGAAAUCUUGUGGCCUCAACAUCACACCCCAAAUCCCUCAUAAUCUACCAGAGACGAGCUGCGCAGCUGAGGGAUAAACUCUCUGUCUUACAGAGGGAAACAGCUGAACUUCAAAAGGAGAUCAAGAGACACAAAUCACAUCAAGAGCAGGACACUUGGAUACCUGGUCUGACAGUUGCUCAGUCGGAGGACUCAGAGUCUCUUGAUCGACAUCUGAAACAUCUUGAAGCCCAGAAAGCCGCUCUACUAGACAGGAAGAGUAACUGUGUCCCUGUGGAGGUAAAAGCCGAGCUGGAUGUCAAGCUGCAGGCCUCAGAGCAGCACGGAGAGCAGCUGAGGACUGAAAACGACAAGCUGAAAAUCCUAUUCAUGCGAUUGAGAAUUGUGUUUGAGCGUUUGUCCAGCUGGGGGCAGCAGGUUCCUCUGGAGGAACUUCUGAGUAGCACAGUGGAGAACUUCACACAGAGCAGCAUAACCGGCGAUGACAACAGCAGCAUAGAGGUCGAGCUGUUCGAGGAUGAAGAGCCGUGUGGUGUCGACGAGUCCAAACACCUGACAGAAUACCUGGACAGGUUUGUUGAGCUCUUUGAUUCAGCUCAGUACGAGGAAGCUGCUCUCCAUGCUGCCAGGUCUCCUCGAGGAGUCCUGAGGAACCUUGACACCAUGAAUAUGUUUAAAGGUGUGUGUGGCCCCCCAAGGUCCGUCCCCCCUCUCCUGCUUUACUUCCAGGCCCUCCUGUUGACCCUCCCGUCUGGUGACAAGCUGUCGGCUCCUCUCGCCAAAGAGUUGGUCCUCUGUGCUCUGCAGCACGGUGACACACAGCUCGUCAACCACACCGUUACACACAACAAACUGACCUGCUCUGAGGAUCUGGGCGACAUCUUGUCUGAGCAUGCCCAGAAGAACCCCCGUGUGGCUGACUUGUGUCUGGCUUUGGCCACCGACGCGUACAAGGCCUGCAGGCUGAACAAGAAGACAGCACUGAGCAUGUGCAAAAGAGGCCUGGUCCACAGUGCUGCUGAGUUCAUGAACAACUGCAAGGAUCUAACAACUGAGGACUGUCUGUGGGUUCUGUAUCAAUCACCCAGUGUUUCCCUCCUCCAGCUGUUGAUAGAGUCUCAGCAGGGCCAGGCAGCCAUCUUGUCAGUGGGUGUGGUCCUUUCCACUCUGCUGGCAGACCCCCAGCAGCAGGAGCUUGCUCUGCAGCUUCUCGACAGCUUCGUCAGCAGAGGACGAGGGGUUUUUGAGGAGGUGAUCCUGGAGGACAGCAAGUCCUUAUUGGAUGAUUGGACCGACGUGGCUUCUACAUGCUCUGAGCUGAACCGGGCUGACCUGAGCCAGGUCAUCCUGUCCAUCCUGCUGGACCAGAGCGGGACCAGAGUCCUGUCCCCAGACCUGGAGGGAGCCGAGCUUGUGGAGCAUGUCUUCCUUUGAAAGAGCACAGCAGAAAGAGUCUUCUGCUUUCAGUUCCACCUCUCAUG